CCAGGAUGAGAGCAAUGCUAAAUAUUUUGCACUGCACUAAUCUGGGAUGCACGUUUUAGAAGAUUUUUGUGGUCCGGACUUCUUGACCACUCAUCAAUCUCAUGAGCACGCAGCGCAGGAAGAGGAUGUGAAAGUUGCCUUGCCGCACGAUCACAAAUUAGCUUUGCUGCCCGGAGCCGACAGAACAACUCUUCUUCCAAAUUUUGAUCCUGUGAAUAACUGUUCAUAUCAAAAUUUAAGGUUCCUGGAAAAAAAACUGUCUUCUUGAUCAUCAUGAAGAACAACAGGAAGGGGAUGCUGUUUAACUUGAGGGUUUGGAAUUUUUAUCUUAGCUAUGAUGGAAAAAAAAGGUCUAAAUAUACAGAAAAGUUCUCU
Rubroshorea leprosula is the source of this 375-nucleotide messenger RNA. Lineage: Eukaryota; Viridiplantae; Streptophyta; Magnoliopsida; Malvales; Dipterocarpaceae. The record is from the annotation of a GenBank genome assembly.